GGCUCUUACAGAAUGACCUUGCAGUGAGCGUUUGUGGAAGAAGCAAGAUUUAAACAUCAGUUCUUCAAUGUGCAUCCUUCUAUUCAAAUUUGACCCCCGACCAGUUUCAAAAAAUGCAUACAGGCUUAUUCUAGCAGCUAAUAGAGAUGAAUUUUACCACAGACCAUCCAAAUCGGCAGAUUUUUGGGACAGCAGCAAUGAGAUCCUUAGUGGUCUGGAUAUGGAGGAAGGAAAAGAAGGUGGGACGUGGCUGGGAAUCAGUAAGAAAGGCAAGAUGGCAGCCCUGACAAACUAUAUGCAGCCAAAGAUUGAUAAAAAUGCAAAAGGAAGAGGUGCUCUUGUAACAAACUUCUUGACUGCAGAUCUGGACAGCUACUCUUACUUGAAGAAAGUUUCAGUAGAAGGACAUCUUUACAAUGGAUUUAAUUUAUUAGCAGCUGACUUCAAUACCACCAAAGGAGAUGUAAUUUGCUACUAUGGAAACAAAGGAGAACCAGAACCUGUUUUCCUAAAUCCUGGAAUAUAUGGAUUGAGUAAUUCUUUGUUGGAUACACCGUGGAAGAAACUUCAGUAUGGGAAGCAGCUUUUCACAGAAGUGGUCAAGAGAAGUCAAGACCUUACCAAAGAAGACUUGGUGCAGGAGCUUCUUAGAGUGAUGAAUAAUCAAGAGCCUCAAUUACCAGACCCUGCGAUUGAAGACCAAGGGAAGGAUUAUAUACGCCCUAUGUUGAACAAGUAUGCAGCUGUAUGUGUUCGUUGCCCAGGUUAUGGAACCAGGACUAACACAGUCAUCCUCAUUGAUUCAGAAGGACGGGUUACUUUCACAGAGCGCAACAUGAUCAAUGCAGAUGUCAACCAGUGGAAAACAAGCACCUAUGAAUUCAAACUGCACACUUAACAACUUUCCAUUUGAAUGGUUUGUAAUAAAAGCAAUGAGAGAACAAGCCAUUAAGCUCUAGUAAAUGUUUUGUGCCAGCCUCCACAAGCUAAAAAUAGCAAGGAAAGCAAAAGU
This is a messenger RNA of Nipponia nippon (crested ibis), 1012 nucleotides long. The record is from RefSeq and is a predicted model, not a curated record. Lineage: Eukaryota; Metazoa; Chordata; Aves; Pelecaniformes; Threskiornithidae.